UUUGUCUUUCAUUUUUUUUAAUAUUGUAAUUGAAUCAUGGUGAAAGCAUAUCUUCGUUAUGAAGCUCUUGCAAGCUUUGGUAUCAUUUCAUCGACACAAUCUAAUAUUUGUUACGAUGAUAAAGGCAAACUUGCUAUCGCUCCUGCUCUUGAAGAAGUUCUAGUUUGGGAUCUUCGUAAAGGUGUUCAGGUUGGAAAAUGGCACGAAUAUGGAAACAAAGCGGCUGUCACUUGCAUUUGUAAAAGUCCUAAUGGAAAAGAUUAUGCUGUUGGUUAUGCAGACGGUACAAUCAGAAUCUGGAAUAUCGAAACAUCGACUUCAACAGUAACACUUAGUGGACAUCGUGCAGCAGUAACCGCUUUAGUUUUCGAUCAACAAGGUACUCGAUUGGCAUCUGGAUCAAGGGACACCGAUUUGAUUGUAUGGGAUGUCAUUGCUGAAUCUGGUUUAUAUCGAUUAAAAGGACAUAAGGAUCAAGUCACUUGUCUUGCGUUUUUAACAAAACCAACAACCAAUGAUGUUAUGGAAGACGAUAAUGUAGGGGUGGCCAAAGAAGGGUAUUUGAUUUCUGCCUCUAAAGAUACUCUAUUGAAAUUAUGGGAUUUAUCUGCUCAAUUCUGCCGGGAAACCAUUGUGGGUCAUCGUAGUGAAGUAUGGUCUUUUGCUGUAUCUCCUGAUCAACGUAUCAUUCUAUCGGGUGGAUCUGAACCUAGUGUCAAAGCAUGGAAAAUUGAUUGGCGUGUUUUGGGAUUACCUUUGGAAGAUUUGGGAACAAUGGAAAAUGAUUUAAAAACAGAUGCAAUGGAUAUAGAUGAGGAUGAGAAGAAGUUGGAAGCAGCUACUUUACAAAAAGCAAUCACUGUCUAUGGAGAUCUACCUCGACAUUCUCGUGAACGUAUUUCCACUAUUCAAUUCCAUCCAAGUGGCGAAUUUGUUGGUAUUCAAGCAGCUGACAAGGCAGUCCAACUUUAUCGUAUUCGAGAUAAGGCUUAUAUCAAGAAAAAGAUUCAACGACGACGCAAGCGAGCAAUGGAAAAAGGAAAAUCUGCCGACGAAAUCAGUGAUGAAAUCCAACUGGAAGAUGAAAUCAAAUCUCAAACCAUUGUACGUACUCCAGCCAAGGUCAGUAGCUUUGAUUUUGCUCCUGUGAAAGAUAUUGCUAAAGCAGGUUAUGUUCAGAUCCUUGUGUCUUUAAGCAAUAAUGUGAUUGAAGUAUAUAAUGCACCUUAUGAUAUUGACAAAAAGGAUGAAGAAUCUGAAGAUUACACCAAGCUUUAUUCUCUUGAUUUGCAAGGACAUCGAUCUGACAUUCGUACAUUGGCAUUAAGCAGUGAUGAUAGUAUUUUGGCAUCAGCUUCUCAUAAUUUACUCAAGCUUUGGAAUACCAAAACAAGACUCUGUAUUAGAACUAUUGAUUGUGGUUAUGCUAUCUGUAGUGCUUUCUUACCUGGUGAUAGACAUAUUUUGAUUGGUACUAAGACUGGAGAACUUGAAUUAUAUGAUAUUGGAUCAGCUGUCAUGAUACAAUCUGUCAAAGCACAUGAAGGAGCUGUUUAUUCUUUGGCCAUUCGUCCUGAUAAACGUGGUUUUGUCACCGGUAGUGCAGAUAAGGAUGUUAAAUUUUGGGAUUUCGACUUGGUAGAAAAUUCAAAAGCGGAAAAAUCUCUUACAUUUACUCAUAUGCGAACGCUUAAAAUGUCUGAUGAAGUCCUUUGUGUACGAUAUAGUCCUGAUCAAAACUUAUUGGCUGUUUCCUUACUUGAUACCACUGUCAAAGUGUUUUAUCAUGACACUCUCAAAUUCUUUUUAUCAUUAUAUGGUCAUAAGUUACCUGUGUUAGAUAUGGAUAUUUCUUCUGAUAAUACACUUAUUGCUACUUGUUCUGCAGAUAAGAAUGUCAAACUUUGGGGUCUUGAUUUUGGUGAUUGUCAUAAAUCUUUAUUUGCUCAUCAAGAAAGUGUCAUGGCUGUCAAGUUUGUAUGGGGUACACACUACUUCUUUACUGUUAGUAAAGAUAAAACGAUCAAAUAUUGGGAUGGUGACAAGUUUGAAAAUAUCAUGAAAUUGGAAGGUCAUCAUGGUGAAGUAUGGGCAUUGGCUAUUGCAAAAAAUGGAUCUUUUAUUGUUACUGGUUCUCAUGAUCGAUCACUGCGUAUUUGGGAAAAGACUGAUGAACAGUUAUUCUUGGAGGAAGAACGUGAAAAGGAAUUGGAACAAUUGUAUGAAUCAACCUUGAUCAGUCAAAUGGAAAAAACCAAUGUGGAUGAUAACACAGAAGUGGAUGCGGCUGGUAUUCAAACCAUGGAAACUCUCAAAGCCGGUGAACGGAUCAUGGAAGCCAUUGAUAUUGCUGAUGAAGAACGAAAAGGAUGGGAAGACUAUGAAAUGGCAAAAUCCAAAGGAUUACCUGCUGUACCACCUACACGAAACACGAUUCUAAUUGCUAUGGGUGAUGUCAGUCCUGACAAGUAUGUCCUUGAUGUGAUUCAAAAGAUCAAAGCCAAUGAUUUGGAAGAAUCUCUUUUGGUAUUACCAUUCUCCAAAGUGAUGUCUCUUUUAGCAUAUAUUGAAAUUUGGGCAAAGAAGAAUUGGAACAUUAUUCUUGUGUCCAAAGUAUUAUUUAUUUUAACCAAGACACAUCAUAAUCAAAUAGCAUCCAAUCGAAUUAUGCGACCUAUGCUUGAUUCUAUUCGAGUUCAUUUACGUUUACAACUUCAACGACAAAAGGAUGUCAUGGGUUAUAACCGAGCAGCUUUAUCAUAUAUGCAACGUGAUUGGAAGGCAAGGAAUACUACUGAUUUUGUAGAUGAAACCACCAUGACCAAGGAAACCAACAAUGGCGAAGACAAGAAAAGAAAAUUUGUCAAAUUAACAGCAUAAACAAUUCUAUAUGUAUAUCAAACGUUAAACAUCAUUUAUUAUUAUUAGUUUUAUAUCAUCAACAUCAUUCAUUUUUAGUUUUAGACAGCAACUUCAUUUUUUUUUUACACACUAUAUACGGACUUUACUUUUCUUAUCAACCAUAAUAAU
Halteromyces radiatus is the source of this 3030-nucleotide messenger RNA. RefSeq names its product quinon protein alcohol dehydrogenase-like superfamily. The transcript is spliced from 12 exons. NCBI's taxonomy places the organism in Eukaryota, Fungi, Mucoromycota, Mucoromycetes, Mucorales, Cunninghamellaceae. Gene Ontology annotation, biological process: maturation of SSU-rRNA. The record is from RefSeq and is a predicted model, not a curated record. Bases 37 to 2880 code for a protein of 947 amino acids. Gene Ontology annotation, molecular function: snoRNA binding; protein binding. Gene Ontology annotation, cellular component: Pwp2p-containing subcomplex of 90S preribosome; small-subunit processome.